This is a messenger RNA of Cyphomyrmex costatus, 1389 nucleotides long. RefSeq lists its product as uncharacterized. Bases 108 to 1283 code for a protein of 391 amino acids. NCBI's taxonomy places the organism in Eukaryota, Metazoa, Arthropoda, Insecta, Hymenoptera, Formicidae. The transcript has 9 exons. The record is from RefSeq and is a predicted model, not a curated record.
UUCAGUACGCGUGUGUCACUGAAAUUCUUUCUUCCUUUUCUCUUUUAUCCGGAACACCAUGAUUAACGAUUGAAAUAUAAUAAUGAAAAAUAAUACUUAAACAAUUAAUGCAUCUAAUGUUUACUGUGAAAUUUAUAGUUCUCACCGUCGCGUUUGCUACGCAAUGCGUGUACGCCAAAUCGCAAAAUGAAUAUGGUUAUUUCAACGAGAAAUUCUGUGUACUUGCGUGGAUCACCUACCUGAAGCGACUCUCGUUAAUCGCGUUAACGUUGUGUGGCAUCGUUUUGUAUUACGUGCCCAAGUCACGUUCAUAUGCUCGAAGAGAAUGUUGCAUCUUAAUAGAUACUGUUGCAAAUGGAUUAAAGUUUGUUUUAAAUAUAGACGAAAUUGAACAUGAGAAGAUAAAAGAGAAAUAUGAAAAUGAAAAUAAAGAGCUAAGAAUACAAGAAGUAUAUCGAAAAAUAUAUAAAGAAGAUACAAGAAAUGUUCAAAAAUACAUUAACAAAACGAACUUGGACAACGAUAAUCAUAAAUCAAUAAAAAAACACAAAAGUAAAAAAUUUCGUGCAAAGCACACUAUCGAUAAAAAGCAUGAACGUCAUCGACAUAAUCGCCAUCAUCAAAAUGCGAUCAACAAUAUGUUGCCGGAAUCAAAUGCAAUGAUAACUGCCAACAGCCCACAACAGAUAACGAUAAUCGAUGAGAAAUGCAAAAAAGGCAAUAUGGCAAUCCUACAAGAUACUGCUUUGAAAACAAGAAUUACAACGUGCACGAUGCCAGCGGAUAAGUUAAAAAAUAAUACUGAUUCUCGGCAAGAAAAUUCUUUAAAGAAGGCAGAUUCCAGCAUGAUUUCAGAAAUUAUUAAUAAAAAUAACACCAAGAAAUUCAAAACUCCAUCCCAAAAACAACAGAAUAUGAGCAACGUCAAUAUUAAUGUAAAAAAGGAAAAUAAACAAAAUUUUGAUUGUAUGAAGCACGAGAAAGUUACAGUUCUUUCUCAACGUCAGUCGAAUAAAGAUUUCGUGACAAUGAUUAUAAACAAGCAAAUGGAUUUUUGUUAUGAAAAACUGUUCACAAAACGACAUGAUAAAUUUCAAACAAAAAGUUUUACUCAUGAUUGUUAUGAAAAUUCAUCGAUUACAAAUCGGGUUAAACCAGUCCUGCUGCGAGUGGUAAACUGGUUUUUUGGUGGUUGCCCAGAAGCAUCAAAACGACACCGAGAACAGAUCGACGAAGUCGGAAAGGAAGAAAUUUUCGAAUCUACCAACACGUGGCUCCUCUAAAUGAACGAAGUACCCGCAGUAGUAAAAUGCAAAGCUGUCGAUAAACGCAGAGAUCUAUAUCUUUAUCUUAAUGUAAUAUGGAGAUAAUUCUAAAGUUAUAAUAAAU